CACACAACGGGUGUAAUUGCUUACAAAUAAGAUAGUUUUAUCUGUUUAUUCGGCCGCUUCGCUCGUGUAAUUAGCCACAGUCGAGUGAAUUUCUCAGAUGAAUCGAAUCCUCUCCCGUACUUUACCUACUGUGCGAUUGCAUCUACGAGUGCCAAUGGCCAGAAACGCAUCUUACCUCAUCGAGGACCCCAAAUACUCCUUUUUAAAGGACUUGGGACUGGAGAAAACAAAUGUCGGCGUGUAUAAUGGAAAGUGGAAAGCUAAUGGACAGGUGAUCCAAUCAUUCAGUCCAGCCAACGGCAAGGUAAUAGCAGAAGUACAGAGCGCUACAUCGUCAGACUACGAGUCAUGCGCGCAAUCUGCAGAGGCGGCUUGGCGCGAGUGGGCGGAGCUGCCGGCGCCCGCGCGCGGCGAGAUUGUGCGACAGAUUGGGGACGCGCUGCGGGAGAAGCUGCAGCCGCUGGGGCAGCUGGUGGCGCUGGAAAUGGGUAAAAUCCUCCCCGAAGCGAUCGGCGAGGUAGUAGAAUACAUUCACGUGUGUGACCUCGCGCUAGGUCUAUCCCGGACGCUCCCGGGAACAAUCUUCCCGUCAGAGCGUCCCGGACACGUGCUCAUCGAGAAGUGGAACCCACUGGGCGCUAUUGGCAUCAUCACGGCGUUUAACUUCCCCGUGGCUGUGUUUGGAUGGAACAGCGCUAUUGCUAUGGUCUGUGGAGACGUGAGCGUAUGGAAGCCAUCAGACACCACGCCCCUUACAGCUGUGGCCGUCACUAAAAUUGUGGAGAGUGUUCUGGUCAAGAACAACAUCCCUGGAGCUGUGGCUUCUCUGUGUGUGGGCGGGAAGGACAUUGGACAACAGCUGGUGCAAGACCCCAGGAUGAAACUGGUUUCUUUUACUGGCAGUACUGCUGUUGGACAACAGGUGGGCGUAGAAGUGCAGAAGCGUUUCGGUCGCCACCUCCUCGAGUUGGGCGGGAACAACGCGAUCGUAGUCAACUCGGACGCAAAUCUGCAGUUGUUGUUGAACGCGGCAUUAUUCGCGUGUGCGGGAACUGCGGGACAGAGGUGCACUACUACGAGACGACUGUUGAUACAUAAAAAGGUAUACGGUGAAGUGGUAUCCAAGCUAAAGAAGGCAUUUGCAAGCGUAGUGAGCAGAAUCGGCGACCCGCUAGAGAGCGAGACGUUGAUCGGUCCGCUGCACACGUCCGCUGCUGUUGACGCCUACUUGAAGACUGUGGAGGAAGCUAAGAAACAGGGCGGUACUGUGGAGUUUGGUGGAAAGGUCAUCAAACGCGAAGGUUUCUUCGUAGAGCCGACCAUAAUCACGGGUCUACCCCACGACUCGCCGCUCGUCAAAUCUGAAUGUUUUGCUCCUAUCGUGUACUGUAUUGAGAUUCCUGACUUAGAUACUGGUAUUAAGUAUAACAAUGAAGUGGAACAGGGGCUGUCGUCUAGCUUGUUCACUGAGAACUUGGCUGAUGUAUUCAAGUGGAUAGGCCCGCUCGGUUCAGACUGCGGUAUAGUAAACGUGAACAUCCCGACCAACGGCGCGGAAGUGGGCGGGGCGUUCGGCGGCGAGAAGGCCACGGGCGGCGGCCGAGAGUGCGGGUCUGACUCGUGGAAGAAUUAUAUGAGACGCUCCACUGUUACCAUUAAUUAUUCUGGUGCUAUUAAAUUGGCGCAGAAUAUCAAGUUUGGCGAUGAGUAGGGAUUUGUUGAAGUGACGUUUGAAAAAGUUUGCGGAUGAGUGUUAAUGUACAAUUAAGAGAAGAGUGAUUGAUCAAUAUAAGAAAUAGCUGUAUUUAUAAUACAAAAUAUAUAAGAAUAGAAAAAAAGACGCGUGGCAUUCGGGGACUGCCGCGGUAGAGCUAUUGCAUGCUAUGCCUUCAA
Messenger RNA from Colias croceus (clouded yellow), 1893 nucleotides. It is a transcript of the gene Aldh7A1, whose product is annotated as putative aldehyde dehydrogenase family 7 member A1 homolog. Lineage: Eukaryota; Metazoa; Arthropoda; Insecta; Lepidoptera; Pieridae. Gene Ontology annotation, molecular function: aldehyde dehydrogenase (NAD+) activity. The transcript has 8 exons. Bases 98 to 1711 code for a protein of 537 amino acids. The record is from RefSeq and is a predicted model, not a curated record.